GAGUACUUACCAUACUUAAACUUGGAAUGUUUUGUGACAGCGUGGACUGGAGGUAAAGUUACGCAACAGAUUUUGUUCAACGAAGAUUCUAGAUAGCAGACAUCAGAGCAGAAAUUAAGACUACGUACUCUUCACAAACUGCCUGCAGCUAAAAGAGGAAAUAUCUCAAGGCUAAUCAGUCUGGCUUAAGACUGGAUGAUCACGAAAACUCGGUGGUAAAGUAAAAAAUAUAAGAUUUCAUACAACAAGGAAUUCAAAAGUAAACACUUAAUACGGAAAAAGUCAAAGCUGCAAAAUUUUCUGAGAGCUCACGAUAAGUGACCAUAUUUUCAAGACCUGUUGCAAAUAGAAGUGCUUGGCAAUAAGAUGAGUGCUAUUCCAGAGCCCGAAAAGAAAAUCAAUAAUACAUUCCCCGAAACAGAGCCAGAAUCAUUCGAUAAUCGUCCGACAGCUGAAGGAAUAGCUGAACCUCUACCAGAAUGGUCGAAGGCGGUCGAUGAAUGGGGGAUUAUCUGGGAUUUUCACCAGUAUGGCUUAGGUGUGAUAUUUGCCUUUGUUUUCUUUUUGAUUGUACUUUCCCUGUGGAAGCGCUUCAAAGGAGUGCGAAUCCUCAAACAAAACAAGGUUCCCAGCGUUGUUUUGAGUCUUCUGGCUCUGUUUUGCGCCACAAGAAGUCUGUUCCUCUGCAUGGAUGCAUACCACUGGCGGAAAACUGCACCGUAUUAUGUUAUCAACGUUCUUUGGGGCAUCGGACAGCCUUGCAUCAUAACCGCCUACACCCUGAUGUUUAUAGUGUUAAGGAACGCACUGAUACUCAAACAGCGGUUCCAAAAAUGGUAUAAUACAAGGAAUAUUGCCUUAGCAACGCUGCCAUAUUUUUUCUUCGCGUUUGGAGCAGAACUUGCUAUUUCUUUCGUUCCAGAGUUCAAAGGCCUCGCCCUUACUUGCCAGAUUUUGUACCUUUUAUUUGGUUUUUCUCUUACGGUGUUUUACUUUUUCAUAUCGAUUUUAAUCUGGAAAAAAUUCAAAUUGAUUGACUCCUCCAAACGUUGGGCUACGGAGCCAGCGGAAGGUCGUGGAUCCCGCACGCGCGCAAUUCUCCGCAUGUGUCUCGCAGCGGUCGCGGGCGGCGUUUUAAUUUGCGUUAUGCAAGUCUACGCAAUGGCGGGCGUCUAUGGCGUUUUUUCCGAUGCGCGCUUCGUUUCUGCAUGGCCAUGGUUGGCGUUUCAAACAAUGUUUCGUCUCGUGGAGAUUUACAUGACAGUUGUACUGUUUUAUGCCGUCAGUGCGAGGAGCGUCGACAAGAAAGGUGAAAUGACACCGACUACGAUUGUUUCAGCGGAGAUUCCCGAAAAUGUUAAUGCUAUUGAAUUGCAAACGGUUUGAUUGGCAAAAGAUUUUCCUUGUGGGAAAACAAGAAAAAUACAUCUUCAAAUUUAUCACUAAUGAAUUGAACAGUGGUUUUCAUUUAAUAAGAAGGAAACGCUAACAUUGUUUUGAGUUCUUUUGUGUGUUGUGUUGCUAGGCCAAGGAGGUUUGGGCACAAAAACGAGGAGCACGUUUAAUAAUUGUGAAAGAAACAUUUCGAAAAAACACGACAUACGUUAGGCCCUGUCCGACACUACGACCUAUAAAUUUCAAAUCGGUGUUCUCACUCUGAGGUGAAUAGUAAAACUAGCCGUACAAAUAAAGUUGUUUUCAAGUUCACGGGGCGUAAUGUUGGCGAGGCCCCAAGUGACUAAAAACAUGCGUUAAGAACUGAAUGAGGACAAAGUAUCAAAAUGUUUGUAUGUAUCCUAACAUAUAUUUCCACUAGUACUAGUUUGUUUUUGACGAAGCGUUAAUUAAAAAUUAACGGGAUUGUAACCUUUGAGGAUAAUUAUUAAAAGUCCUUUGUUUA
Messenger RNA from Pocillopora verrucosa, 1900 nucleotides. RefSeq names its product proline-rich transmembrane protein 4-like. The record is from RefSeq and is a predicted model, not a curated record. NCBI's taxonomy places the organism in Eukaryota, Metazoa, Cnidaria, Anthozoa, Scleractinia, Pocilloporidae.